AUGGACCCACAAUUUCCACACCCCAUCAAAUACUCCGUCCACAAAUCCGUCACCACCAAGGUCUUCCCGCCGAGGUCGGAGAACCAAACGCCGCGCCUGGUGAGGAUCUCCGUCACCGACGGCGACGCCACCGACUCCUCUGACGACGAGGGCGGCGCCUGCCGCCGGGUCAGGACCCACGUCAGCGAGGUCCGGCUGGUCAGGGCGAGCUUCUCCGAGAAGGCCAAGAAGAGGGGUCAACCGGCCGCGGUGGAGCCGCCGGCAGAGGAGAGGAGGUACCGCGGCGUGCGGCGGCGGCCAUGGGGAAAGUGGGCGGCCGAGAUCCGCGACCCGGCCCGAAGGACCCGGGUCUGGCUGGGCACCUACGAGACGGCGGAGGCGGCAGCCCUGGCCUAUGAUGAGGCGGCCAUCGAGAUGCGGGGGCCAAACGCCUUCACCAACAUCAUAAAGCCGCCGGAGAGGGCGGCGGCGGCGGUGUCCUGCGACGACGGGAACGAAUUUUCCGACCGGCCGUCUCCAACCUCUGUUUUGAGGUUUGGGGCAGAGCGGAGUACGGUCGUCCGGUCCGAAUUCAAACACAAUUUGGAGGACUACGACGUGGACAACUAUUGUUCAAUUACCGAGCCGGAGUCGGAGCCGAUUCCGGUGAAGGAGGAGAGAGAUGACGUUGAUUUUCUCAGGGAUGAGUGCUCGUUGAGUGGCUAUUUCAAUCUGAGAGUGCCAUCGCCGUUGAUACUCGACGAGAUGAGGUGGAAAGAGGAAGAUUUGGGUGAUGGGGCUUAUGAUUUGAAUUUGGGGGCUGAAUUUAGGUCGGUUGAUUUGGGUGGUGAUUUUGACUGGGAUGUUGACCAGUUUUUCGAUGACCCAAUUUCAUUUUGA
This is a messenger RNA of Striga asiatica, 879 nucleotides long. The record is from the annotation of a GenBank genome assembly. NCBI's taxonomy places the organism in Eukaryota, Viridiplantae, Streptophyta, Magnoliopsida, Lamiales, Orobanchaceae.